This is a messenger RNA of Lepisosteus oculatus (spotted gar), 5002 nucleotides long. Its product is annotated as nucleolar protein 4. Lineage: Eukaryota; Metazoa; Chordata; Actinopteri; Semionotiformes; Lepisosteidae. The record is from RefSeq and is a predicted model, not a curated record.
GAGAUUGGAUGCGGGACCUCGACAUCAGCCCAGCCGCCAAGGCAAAUCUAGAAACUCCGACCCGCAUUUCAAGGCGCCAUCGGCUUGACUGAGGGAUAUAUAUUUAUUUAUUUGUUCGUAUAACCGACAACAGGCGAACAGGUGCAAAGUCGGAGGAUAAGGAAGGCGAAAAGGGACAACGGCGAGGACCAUUUCUGUACCCUGCUCAGGAUAAUGGAGGGAGAUCGGGACAUGUAUCGCCAGUUUCAGGACUGGUGCCUCAGGACAUAUGGUGAUUCCGGGAAGACGAAGACGGUGACCCGUAAAAAAUACGACCGGAUUGUACAGCUUCUGAACGGAUCCGAGUCCAGCUCCACAGACAAUGCAAAGUUUAAAUUUUGGGUAAAGUCCAAGGGCUUUCAGCUUGGUGUUCCAGAUGAGAUCAGCGGAGGGGAGAAACAAGUGCUCUACGUUCCAGUUAAAACCACGGAUGGCGUAGGCAUAGAUGAGAAAGUAUCCCUAAGACAAGUUGCUGUCGUUGAGGAUUUCUUCGACAUUAUUUACUCCAUGCACGUAGAAAAUGGAACCAAUGGGGAGAAAACGCGGAAGCAUGCUGGUCAGAAGAGGACAUACAAAGCGAUUUCAGAGACUUACGCCUUCCUACCACGAGAAGCAGUGACACGGUUUCUAAUGAGCUGUUCUGAAUGUCAGAAGAGAAUGCAUUUAAAUCCAGAUGGAGGAGAUCAUAAAGAAAACGGGAAACCGCCUACGUUGGUGACGAGUAUAAUUGACUAUAACAUGCCGAUCACGAUGGCCUACAUGAAACACAUGAAGCUCCAGCUGCUGAACUCCCAGAACGAUGAGGAAGACAGCUCUCUGGACAGCGACGAAUUCGACAUGAGUGACUCCACACGGAUGUCAGCAGUGAAUUCUGACCUCAGUUCUAAUCUCGAAGAGAGAAUGAGCAGCCCGCAGAACCUCCACAAUCAGCAAGAUGCAGAUGACUCGGCGGCGGACAGUAUAAACGGCAACGAGACGGUGGCGUACAAGCCCGCCGGACCGAGAGGGAACCACUGUAGAGAGACGGCAGACGCCAACAGCAACGGCGUGGGCCCUUCGGAGCCGGAGGAGCAGCCCCUGAACCUCAGUGACUGUCCCCUCGCGGCAGAGUGCCACACGGAGAAUCACACGGCCAACGGGAGGAGCAAGUACAAGGGCCUCCUGCUGCCAGACCUCAAGACGGAGCCCAGGGAGAAUGGGAGCAAGUCGCCGGCACACAGCUACUCCAGCCUGGAUUCGGGGAAGAACGAGAGCGUGGGAGGAGGAGCCGAGGACCUGUCCCUCAGCCGCGCCGACGAAGACGACGACGACCACGACGACCACGAGGACUGCGAGAGGACGAUGGAGGCGGAAGGGGUGGAGGCCGAGCGGCUCAAGGCCUUCAACAUGUUUGUCAGGCUGUUUGUAGAUGAGAACUUGGACCGCAUGGUCCCAAUAUCUAAGCAGCCCAAAGAAAAGAUCCAGGCUAUCAUUGACUCGUGUAGGCGACAGUUCCCUGAGUAUCAGGAACGCGCCCGGAAACGUAUUCGCACUUACCUGAAGUCCUGCAGGAGGAUGAAAAGGAAUGGUUUUGACGCGUCCCGCCCUGUUCCGUCUCACCUCACGUCUGCGGCCGCAGAGAAUAUUCUGGCCUCUGCCUGCGAAAGCGAAAGCAGAAACGCCGCUAAGAGGAUGCGUCUGGAGAGACCGCAGGAUGAAGCUGCUCCAGCCGACAAACACUUUAAACAGGAGCCAGCCCAGGUCACUUUCACUGCUUCAGCCGUUCCAACUGCACAGGAGGUGUUGUACAUCAACGGUAAUGGAACCUACAGUUGCCAUAGUUACGGCGGGUUAGGGGGAGGCCUGCUGAACCUCACCGAAGCUGCUAGCAGUGGACCUACUGAUCUCAGCAUGAAGAGGCAGUUAGCUCCGGGCUCAGGCUCCUCCAGCAGCACCGGUUCGCGGCCCCAGCUCAACUUCACGGAGAUCAACGCCGUCCGGCAGCUGAUCGCCGGCUACCGGGAGUCCGCCGCCUUUCUCCUGCGCUCAGCGGACGAGCUGGAGAGCCUGAUCUUGCAACAGAACUGACCUCCGCCGGCUAAAUCCGUUUCCCUCUGGCCGGCCACGGGCUGCGCUUUAAGUUUCCGAUUGUCAAAGUCGCUCGCUCGACUCGCCGCGGCGACGCCGUUCCGUCCCCGCCGGCCGUUUCGAAUCGCUGGGCUCGGUGACGUCAUCAGGUACGGUAACUUAUCGCUUAGUCGCUUCUGUUUUCGGAUUUCCGCCCUGUUAACAAAAGUACCUGCUCGAUAAGUGAUGCAAGUGAUUAUUUUUUUUUGUUUUUUUUUGUUGUUGUUGUUGUCAUGUGUGGGGUUGUGGUUGGGUCGGUGGUGGUGGGGAGUUUUGAACAGAAAAUGUGAAAUAAGGUCUGAUAUGCACAUGCAAUAUUAUUGAAGGGUGCUACUGACUGUUUUCUUAAGUGUACCUUUUAUAAAUACAGUGUUUUAUUGCGUUAAUGUAUAGUAGUGAAUAUGUGGGACCAACUUUGUGAAAAACGGUUGUUUACUUAACCCUCUAGGGGACCAUUAAUUUCAGAUAUUGCAGCCAUUGUACCGCCGUGUGACUUUUGACCUGUUUUUAAGACUAAAAAAAGGGGGAAAAUCACAUUAAAGACAAACGAAGCUCUGGAGGAGGCUAAAAGCCUUUCUAAUUACACAUCGCCGCAAAAGCGUAAAACACUUCUUAAAAAGAAUAUUAACCAUCUGUACAGAAAAGAUUCACCAAGCCAGUCCCUCCGUUUCAGAGAUUGCCCGGAGUUUCUCACCAUUCUUUUUAAAAAAAAUGUAUAUCACGUAUUUAUGUAAGGGAUAGUCUUGCAACACUUAUGUACAUCACCAUUUUGUUCGCAUUUACGAAUAGCAAGAUGACACUUUCAAUAGUUUAAAAUAUCUAGCAUUGAAAUGCACCAGCCUUCUGUGAUGACAUUUUUUGGUGCGUCAGUGCCUACGCUGGAGGACUGAGCUGGUAGAUUUCAUCCUGGGCACUCUAGUCCUAGUGUGUUUGUUACACAUUGUUUUCUUUUUAAAAAUAUUAUUCAGCUAAAUUAAUAUUUCCCAUGACGCCAUUCUUACAGUAUCUCUUUGUAUCCCAGAGCAUACUGUAACUACAGUACUUUGUCAUCUACCUUUAAAUUCUGGAUAAGCCUUUAUUGCGAAUAUCUCCAUAGUUCCAGUGUUUAAGGCGCGAUGGUCCAUCUUUAAAGUUGACACACCGUUCCUUCAGUUCUGUCUGACUGCCAAAAUAUAGGCUCCGCCAGAGCUUUGACUCAGCAGAAUCCAGUAGUGUAAAACAAUCAUUAACAGCCACAACGGAAAAAAAAAAACGUUCCCACUGGGUUUUGACUGAAGUGUUGUCUUGAGCCAUUUCUAUAAAAUGAAUCCAAUUUCGAGAAAAUGUACUACUUUGGAAUUGACCUAUAACAAAAUAAAUGUCAUUACAUCAUUUCUUCCUGGAACCUUUUGAAGAGAAGGCACAGUUCUUUUCCAGAACGUGUGGGUGUUCUUUCUGUGAGGUGAAUCUCGAUGUAUUUAAUUACAAGUUCAAGAAUAAAGCAGAAACACAAAAAAGGCAGCGUUGGAAUUGGUGAAGUUUACUAUAUAUCAAAAGAGAAAUAUCAGGAUUAUAGGAUUCAAGUUUAAUUUAGUUCAAGUUCACCCCACCCCUCCAGACAGUGUAUUUUGUACUGAUAAGUAUAUUAUUGGAGAUCUUUUAUUUCCAGAUAGAGAAAUAGACAGACAUGUACUGUAAAUGGAAUUGAAUAGGUGAAGGUCUCGGAACAUCACAGUGAAAAGAAUGUGUGUCAAGCCAUUGAGAAGCGGGAAAGGGGGUAAAACUUGCUCUCCAGUAGAACAUAUUGCAGUAAAUACUGUAUGGCCAACAGAUGCGAUAUCAUGGUUCUGCUCUUAAUGUUGUGCAGAUAGUCUUAAUGACGAUAAAUGCAAAUUCUUGUACUGAAGGUAAGUGUACUGUGUGAAACAGCCCCUCAGCAUCUGCACCAAGACUAUUAUUUUUCCUUAGAAAUCAGUGCGGUAGUAAGGCACUAUCCAGAGGUACACACACCUGUGAAGGUUUUGUGUAAGACAUAUCAAAGUGAAGCCAUGGUUUUUGUCAGUUUUUCUUUUCCUGACAGGCAUAGUACACGAGCUUGCUCUGUGAUUGCUGCAGCUUGGUUUUUUUUUUUAUAUUUUUUUUCCUCUUUUUGGCAUUUUUUUUUCCUGUUUAUUUUCCUGUGGGAUGUAUUAUAUUGAAUGUUGCAAGGUUGCAUUUGACAAUCUGAAAUCUUUGCACUCUUCUGUACAUUUUUCAAUUACAAACUGCAAUUGAACCGAGGCUGUUUAAUGCUUCUUAAGUAAUUUAUAUAUAGUUUCCAUGCUAAAUUCGGUACAAACCUGUUGCAACUGGAUGCAGUUCUCACAGUUUUUGUAGAUGUACUUUAUGGGCUGUAACAUAUUUUUAUACUGUUGGGUAUAUAAAUAUUAUUGAUGUUUGGUUUGAGUUCAGUAGAAAGAUUUAUUAUAUGUUGUGAAAGUAUUUUUGUUCAGCUUUUUGUGAUGGAAAAUUGACCUUUAAAAAACUAAUUUUUACAGUGAUGUUGCUUAACAGAUUGUUUCUACGUGCGUAUUGAAAUUUGCCUUAUUACAUGUUGAAUCCAGUUUAAUUUUUUUGUAAAAACAAAACCUGUUAUGAUGGCAAUUGAUAUAAAUAUAAAUAUUGUUGUUUCUGUUUAAUGAUAUCUGACUAUGAUUGUGACAAAGUAAUGUGCACUUUCUAUUGUAUUUGUGGACACCUUCAUGCAUUUUCUAGUGUUUCUUACAUUUGUUGUUUAAAGUAAACUAAAUGAGAAACUUUGUGAUACUGUUGGUGAAAAUGUGAAAAGUAAAAUGAGAUACAUGUUGUUGAAUUUUCAAUAAAUAUUUUAAAAACCCUG